AUGCCGUCUACACACAAGAAAGACAAGCCGUGGGAUACCGACGAUAUAGAUAAAUGGAAGGUAGAACCAUUCAAGCCCUCAGAUAAUGCUGGUGGUACAUUCGCAGAAGAGUCUUCAUUCGCAGUUCUUUUCCCUAAAUACCGAGAACUUUACUUGAAGGAAGCCUGGCCUGGUGUCACCAAGGCGCUACAACAACAUGGCAUCGCAUGCACUCUAGAUCUUGUCGAAGGAUGUAUGACUGUCAAAACGACGAGAAAAACAUUUGACCCCGCCGCGAUUCUUAAAGCCCGCGACCUUAUCAAGUUGCUAGCGCGUAGCGUCCCUGCGCCGCAAGCCUUACGAAUCCUCCAAGACGAUAUGGCAUGCGAUAUCAUCAAGAUAAGAAACUUAGUACGAAAUAAGGAGAAGUUCGUGAAGCGACGGCAAAGAAUACUUGGUCCAGGAGGUCAGACUCUAAAGGCUCUAGAGCUACUUACACAGACAUACAUCCUCGUCCAAGGAAAUACCGUCAGCGCACUCGGUCCAUACAAAGGCCUCAAGGAAGUCCGUAGAGUGGUCACAGACUGCAUGGCCAACGUACAUCCAAUAUAUCAAAUCAAGGAACUCAUGAUUAAGCGCGAGCUAGCGCAAGACCCGAACCUUGCAAACGAAAACUGGGAAAGAUUCUUACCGAACUACAAGAAGAGGAGUCUCAGCAAGAGAAUGGUGCCUCACAAGGUUACCGACAAGAGCAAGAAGGUCUACACACCAUUCCCACCGCCGCAGGAGAAGAGCAAGGUGGAUCUGCAGAUCGAGGCUGGCGAGUACCAUAUCGGCAAGGAAGCAAAAAAGCGAAUCGCGCAAGAGGAAAGGAUGGAGAAGCAGAAGGUCAAGCAAGAGGAGAAGAAGCGACAACGAGAACAAGACUUCGUAGCACCCGAAGAAAAUGGCGCCGAGGGGAAGAAAAGAAAGCGGAAGAGCAAGGGUGGCGAGUAA
Messenger RNA from Hypoxylon trugodes, 975 nucleotides. RefSeq names its product eukaryotic type KH-domain (KH-domain type I). Gene Ontology annotation, cellular component: small-subunit processome; nucleolus. The transcript has 4 exons. Gene Ontology annotation, molecular function: RNA binding. The record is from RefSeq and is a predicted model, not a curated record. The coding region runs from base 1 to 975 and encodes 324 amino acids. NCBI's taxonomy places the organism in Eukaryota, Fungi, Ascomycota, Sordariomycetes, Xylariales, Hypoxylaceae.